AUGGCGCUCAGAGAACCCAAAGUUGUUAUUGUAGGCGGGAGCAUUGCUGGGCUGUCCCUGGCACUCAUGCUAGAGAAAAAUGGGAUUGACUUUGUCGUUCUAGAAGCAUAUCCAGAGAUUGCGCCCCAAGUGGGAGCAAGUAUUGGUGUUUUGCCAAAUGGGCUUCGUAUCCUUGACCAACUUGGGUGCUAUGAAAGUGUUUGCGAAGCUGCCGAAUAUCCUGUUGACGAAGUCAACUUUAGGGACUCUCGAGGAGAGAAGUUCUGGGUAUUAGAGGAUUUCAACGAGACGAUAGUCCGAAAAUUCACCUAUCCCUUUUUUUUCCUCGAUCGUCGCAUGUUGAUCGAAAUUCUUUACAACAACAUUGAGGACAAGUCAAAAAUUUUGACAUCAGAGAGAGUCAUCACGAUUGAAAAUCAUCCCGAAUACGCGAGUGUCAAAACCCAAUCGGGCAAAAGUUUCAAAGGCACUUUCGUUGUCGGAGCAGACGGAAUUCAUUCAUCCGUUCGAAAGCAAAUGUGGCAGGAAGCGCAGAAAUCUGAUCCAGAAUGGUUUGAUCCAUCGGAAGCAGAGGCACUGCCAGCAACGUACGCUUGUAUUUUUGGAAUCUCAACAGGUGUCUUACUGGUUCUUGGUCACAAACAUGGGAAAGAAACUCCAUGGGUCCGAUAUUCCUCGAUUUUCGAAAAAGAAGAAGAAGAAUUUGUCAAGCAACAUUUGGACGAUCAAAUCACUCCGACAAUUCGCUUCUCCGAAAUUUACAAGAGAAGAGUGAGCUCGGUGUAUACUCCACUACCAGAGUAUGUCUACAAACGGUGGUACUUCCAGAGAACAAUGACCAUUGGCGACGCAGCACACAAGUUUGAACCGUUGACUGGACAAGGAGGAAACAACGCCAUCGAAACAGCCGCGGCACUCACAAACCAUCUUAUGAGCGCGUUGAAAGAUUCAACCAAACCUCUUACGACAGCUGAACUUUCAGAAAUUUUUGCGAAGACACAACGACAAAGAGAAGGCCGUGUAUCGCGCCUCGUUGAAUCCUCGCAUGCCAGACAGCGCUUGGAAUGUAUGGAGACGCCAUUACUUCGAUUCAUAGGAAAGUAUGUCUUUCCAUACAUUCCAAAAAGUGUGAUAAUGGACCGCUGGAUUGAGACAUACUCAGCCGCCGUGUCAUUGAACAUGUUCCCAGUGCCUAGGACCUCUGGGGAAAUACCAUACUAUGAUGAGUUAUUGAGGGCUCCGACACCGCGUGGUAUCGCUGGGUAUGUGCUAUACCUUGUGUACAUCUUUAUGGCUAUUCUCGCGUCCAAACUGCUUCUCGGAGCGAUUCAGAGCAAUGGAACAGCGGCACUACUCCACCAGUCACUGGCCAGCCACUCAAUCACGGAGAUGGACUUGACAUUGCGACAAUCCUUCACUGGCUUGCUCUCUAUUGACAAGAUGACCAGCAUGCUUGUGACUAUAUUUUUACCGGCUAUUACAAACACUUCCGUUCCGGAACAGCCUUUGCAGUUGAUGUACUUUUUAUCGUGCAUGCUGCCGUUGAUCUCCAUUUUCACUGUCGAGGGAUAUAGAGAAAAAUCCAGAUUCACUCUGCUUGCCAGUCCAAGUUUAUGGGCCGUCGUGUAUCAGCUCCGUGGAAUUGGAUUUGUCGCACCAAUUUACUUUGCAGCAAGUCUCUUCGUGUCACGCAGUCCAACAUUCCUUCUCCGCGAGGGUAGAGAUGUGCCAGCAGCAAAGUUUCUUCUCCCGGGUGUCCUGAUAGGGUAUGUGAUUCCGACAAUGCUAUUAUUUUUCCCAUUCUCCGAAUGCAAUGUGCUCCAAGCCGUCAUAGCUUUUUGGCAGUCCGCGCCGAUACUAGUGGUGUUUGCCAUGGAGACAAUAUCCAGAGCAUGGGGAAUCUUCAAUCGUUCCAAUAAUCACAAGCAUAUCACUGCCGCCAAGAGAAAAAGCGAUCGUCUGUACUUGUCAACCCUUUAUCAAAGCACCGGGGCAAUUGCCGCUACUGUCCAUAUCAGUAUCAUCGUAGGAUGCCUGAUCUCGGGACAGCUGUCUUUGAGUCGCAUGUUCAUUCCGACAGAUCCUUUCAGCCCCAAAAGUACACUGGCUGAGGGUGUUUUUGUCUUUUUCCAAUAUGACUUCCUCCUCAUGACAGCGGCAACCCUCCUUUGGUGUUUGGUGAGCACUUGGGACUUGUACAGAGCUGGUCUGACCGAUCUGAACAGCCAAAUUAUGUGCUGUGCGCUGGCGGCUGGUUUCAUAGUUGUUGGACCCGGGGCUACCGCGGCAAUGGUUUGGCUUUAUCGUGAAAAAGCCAUGGGUCGGAUCAAAGACUGA
Messenger RNA from Penicillium macrosclerotiorum, 2337 nucleotides. Its product is annotated as FAD-dependent oxidoreductase. The record is from RefSeq and is a predicted model, not a curated record. The transcript has 6 exons. NCBI's taxonomy places the organism in Eukaryota, Fungi, Ascomycota, Eurotiomycetes, Eurotiales, Aspergillaceae. Bases 1 to 2337 code for a protein of 778 amino acids. Gene Ontology annotation, molecular function: FAD binding.